AUGGGAAAUUGUUGUGCAGUGCCGUCUACUACUGAUUCUGUGAACGAGGGGAACCAUAAGGCAAACCCAUUUUACGCUGAAAAUGGUGCAAAUCAUACUGGGAAUGAUGGAUACAAGUCUUACGUAUUGGACAACCCAACAGGUCGUGAAAUUGAGCAGAGAUAUGAACUGGGUCGAGAGCUUGGUCGCGGUGAAUUCGGGGUUACUUAUCUGUGUACUGAUAAGUCUUCAGGGGAAGUGUUUGCUUGUAAAUCCAUAUCCAAGAAGAAACUAAGGACUAGGGUGGAUAUUGAGGAUGUGAGAAGAGAAGUUGAAAUCAUGAAGCAUUUGCCUAAACAUCCCAAUAUUGUGAGCUUGACGGACACUUAUGAGGAUGACAAUGGAGUCCACUUGGUGAUGGAGUUGUGUGAGGGUGGUGAAUUGUUUGAUCGGAUUAUUGCCAGAGGGCAUUACACUGAAAGGGCGGCUGCGUUUGUGACUCGUACAAUUGUUGAAGUUAUACAGAUUUGCCAUAAUCAUGGAGUUAUGCAUCGGGAUCUCAAACCUGAGAACUUUUUGUUUGAAAACAAGAAGGAAACAGCACCAUUGAAGGCGAUUGAUUUUGGGUUGUCAGUGUUCUUUAAACCUGGGGAGAGAUUUAAUGAGAUUGUAGGAAGUCCCUACUACAUGGCCCCUGAGGUGCUCAAACGAAACUAUGGUCCAGAAGUAGAUGUUUGGAGUGCUGGAGUAAUACUCUACAUCCUACUUUGUGGUGUCCCACCUUUUUGGGCAGAAACGGAACAAGGAGUUGCACAAGCAAUCAUUCGUUCUGUUGUAGAUCUUAAAAGGGACCCAUGGCCUAUGGUUUCCGACAAUGCAAAGGACCUUGUGAGGAAGAUGCUCAACCCUGACCCAAAGCAGCGGCUUACAGCUCAGGAAGUGCUAGAUCACCCAUGGUUGCAAAAUGCAAAUAAGGCUCCAAAUGUUUCAUUAGGUGAAACUGUGCGAGCAAGGUUGAAGCAAUUUUCUGUGAUGAAUAAGCUCAAGAAAAGAGCUCUACAGAUAGUUGCUGAGCAUCUAUCAGUGGAAGAAGUGGCAGGCAUAAAGGAGGGAUUCAGAGUGAUGGAUAUCAACAACAAAGGAAAGAUCAACAUUGAUGAGAUGAGAGCUGGGCUGCAGAAACUUGGACAACAGAUCCCUGACAGUGAUCUUCAAAUGCUUAUGGAUGCUGGUGAUGUAGAUAAGGAUGGACACCUGGACUAUGGAGAGUUUGUAGCAAUAUCUGUUCACCUAAGAAAGAUGGGCAAUGAUGACCACCUCCACAAAGCCUUUGAAUUUUUUGACCGAAAUCAAAGUGGGUAUAUAGAGAUUGAGGAGCUAAGUGAUGCCUUAGCUGAUGAAGUUGAAACGAACAAUGAAGCAGUCACUAAUGCCAUUAUGCAAGAUGUGGACACGGACAAGGAUGGAAGAAUAAGUUAUGAAGAGUUUGCGGCAAUGAUGAAAGCUGGUACAGAUUGGAGAAAAGCCUCAAGACAGUAUUCACGAGAGCGGUAUAAUAAUCUCAGCUUGAAGUUAAUGAGGGACGGAUCAUUAAACAGCGAGGGCAGAUAGUUCAUGGCUAGACAAUUUACUUGGCGCCGCCCAAAAUGACAUUCAAACAAGAGAUGUCAUACGCAAAAUUCUUUUUUCCUCCUUUAUUGGGUUCUUUUCUUUUCAAAAUUUCCUUUUCGAACUUUUUUUUCUCGUACAAUCGAAGAUUAGGGGCCGGCUGAUUCUCUCUGAAUCAAAAUGUGUUUGUUUUUCUUUGUUUGUUUGGAGAGUUGCAAACAGUGUGGUGAAGGUGAAAGGUGUUUAUUUGUGGCUGUGAAUAUUAUGUUUUUGGCAUAUACUUCAAUUAAAGAAUGAAAUGAUG
Molecule: messenger RNA, 1891 nt
Organism: Ilex paraguariensis (yerba mate)
Lineage: Eukaryota; Viridiplantae; Streptophyta; Magnoliopsida; Aquifoliales; Aquifoliaceae
Source: the annotation of a GenBank genome assembly